This is a messenger RNA of Vidua macroura (Pin-tailed whydah), 3351 nucleotides long. RefSeq lists its product as uncharacterized. The record is from RefSeq and is a predicted model, not a curated record. The coding region runs from base 1831 to 2667 and encodes 278 amino acids. The transcript is spliced from 6 exons. NCBI's taxonomy places the organism in Eukaryota, Metazoa, Chordata, Aves, Passeriformes, Viduidae.
AGGUUCGGGCCGAGGGCAGGAUCGCUUUUGGCGGCCCUGCGGAGGGCAGAGUACCACGACACCCAAGGAAGAGCCUGUGUAAAGCCACCGCGGGCCGACUGAAAACAGCACUUCUCACAGCGCUCCUCAUCCUCCCCAGCAUCGCACGGGAGGCUGCUCGCCGGCUCCCAGCAGUUGGGAGAGGAAGACCUUGGUGGCACGUUCUGUAUUUCCCUCGUGCGCGUCAAGGGAGCGGGGAGCUCCUGAGGAACUGCAGCCUCCCUGUUGCUGUGGACAUUGUGUAGUGCCUGGUGUGGCUGCUGCUGACACGGGGCACCCUGUCACUAACAGCAGCAUUGUCAUUUCCUGCUCUCUUUCCUCCUUGGCAGAGAGCACCAUGGAAUGUGGCUGUGGAGCUGGAAGGGGCUCUGGUAGGAGAGCACCUCUGUGGAGUCAGCAGAAAGCAAGACAUUAACCUUUAGUUCCACCAGCACCACAGCUGGGAACAGGGGGAAGGCACGUCCUGCUGGAGAAGGUCUCGGUUUCAUCAGUGCCAGGAAACAUGAGAACCAGAAUAGAAAUGAAAAGGAAGGAAGCAAACAAGUACACAUCAUUAUGCAGUUGUGAAAUGAGAGCAGAUGAAGAUUCAAAUGCAGAGAGGAGCUGAACAUGAGAAAGAGCAUGGGAAGAGAUGCAAGAGGGCCAGAGGGGAGAGCAAGAGGGAUACAGAACCUCUCACUUGUCAUUCUUGUGGAUCUUGUACCAUCUUAGCAGCAAAUAUGCUGGUGUUGCUGUUUCCUCAUGUGGGUUAGUUUACAGAUGAGACCUCAGCUUCAGCCAGGAAGUUCCACUGGCUGGUGGAGCAGAGCUCCAGUGAACACCCUUUCUUCUGGAGACACGUGUGGCUGGGCUGUGUGUGCCCAGCAUGGAGGGAAUCCUCCAGCAUGGAGGAUUCACUGUUGAUGCUGAUAGAAACUAGAGGGGAAGAAAUGGCAGAUGUGAGUAGGCUUUGCUCUGAAUAUGAAGAGUGGUGGCAGGCAGUGGAGAGCAGCUGAGGUUGUACCCACAGAGGCUGGGGGGACAGAGGGGCCUGCACCUGCUGACUGCUGCUCAUAUCCCUUUGGUGGCAAGAGUGACACAAGCUGUGUCACUGGUGGAUGUUCAUGUCCCUCGUGCCAGAGGUGGCAGAGAAAUAGAGGGAAGUGACAAUGAAGUGACAGGAGCUGGGAUCUGGGUCCUCACGGCCAGAGUGGGGGAGGGCUCUGCAGGGCCACGUACACCCCACAACCAGGACACUGUGGUCAAGCCCAUCCCUAUGUCAAACAGCAAGUCCCCGGGGGCUGGCAGGGCGUGUGUGUCCCCACCUGGGCUCAGCAGCGAGCGCAGCCCAGCGCCAGAUGGGUGUGGACAUCACCCCCUUGCCGUGCCGGCAGCGCCGCUUCCUCCAAGGGCUCCAUUCCGUGGUGCAAAGCAGAGCAGGCUCGGGUGGCGUGGGGAGGAGGUGCUGUGGGAAACUGGGGAAGUGGCAGGGAGCUGCUGGGCCGGGCCCUAGCGUAAUGGGAAAUGGCCAUCAGCCGCCCCCGGGGCAUUGCUCGGGUCUCAGGGCCGGGAGUAUGUGGUCAGGAUGAAACCAGAGGAGGAAUCAGAGAAGAGAGGCGAUAAGAACUGGGCUGAGGCAAGAGAAGGGGAAGCAUGUGAGCACAGAGGAAACUGCCAGGCCCAGCGGUGCAGGGGUGAGGUCCUGGCAAGGCUUCGGCUCCCCUUGGCUGAGCAGUGACCCCACACUGCAGGGAGAGACAGAGACUCCCGGCCGAUCCCACCAGCUUGGUCACCGUGAGGCUGUUGGGAAGCAUGGAGCUCUGGCUGGCCAACACCUUUCUGCCCCUGCUGCUCCUCAUCUGGCUGCUAGUUGGAACAGCCAGUCAGAUGGUAAAGCCAGUCACCACUGUGCAGCUUGAGAUUGGUUUGGAGAAUCUCACGGUGCAGGUGAAGUGGUACAAUCCUGAAUGUCUGGAGAGUGAGAAUCAAACCAACACUGUGUUUCUGGGAGAAAACUGUGUGAAUUUCACCAGCUCAAACCUGUGUACAGCCCUCACAGGAAUCUGUGUGUCUGGGGUCUCCAUCAUAGGACCAAACUCGACAGAUGCUGGAAAUCAAACCAACACUUUGUUUCUGGGUGAAAACUGUGUGAAUUUCACCAGCUCAAACCUGUGUACAGCCUGCACAGGAAUCUGUGGGUGUAGGGUCUUCAUCACAAGACCAAACUCGACAGACACUGGAAACAGCACACAAGCAGCAGAUCGCAGCUGUGGCUGUCCAGGACCUCAGACUGAUGUCACAGGGAAGAUCUGGACAGGACUCAACCUCCUCCUGUGCAUCCUCCUUGGCUUAGCGGUCGGGACGCUCCUUUACAUGCCGAUAAUUGGCUUCCUGCUGUGGCAGUGCAGAAGGAACAGAACAGGAGAGCUCAUGAGCGGGGAAGUGGCAGAGGGGAAUCAGGUCAGUACGGCAGCCCCGGUGACAGGGACUGAGGAUCUGACUUAUGCCAACCUGAAUUUUGAAAAGAAGGGGACAGCAUCUGCCUCCUCCAAUGUCAUUUACACUGAGAUCAAGCCAUUGCAACAGAAGCAGAGUGGUGGGGAUGGCAGUGCUGCCAGCACAGAGGUGGAUGUCUCCCCCAAGGAAUAGGGCAAUGAGGGAGGUGAGCAGCUUAUCAUCCACCUGUUGGGGUCAUCCUCCUCAAAAACUAGAUGUUAGCUCAUACAGCAGUGCAGUCUUGGGGACCAAAGGGCACCUAUUACCCCUGAGUGGCUGCAGAACCCUGCUUUAUGUUCCCCUGGAAGAAGCCAUGUCUCACAGUGAGGACAGGACUCUUGAGCCCAUUUUCCCCUUGCCUUCUGCAGCUCCAAGCACUGCCACGCCUCAGCAACUAUUUUCACUGUCUCCAGUUGCUGACAGGCUCCUCUAGCUGCUUGUUCUGUGUUCAGGAAUGACACCAUACACUGUGUGGCCAACAUGGUGUUCAGGAAGAGCUUGGUCCUGCACGUGCUGGGUGGCAUGUGCUGGCCGUGAGAAGUCCUGGAGCAAUUUUCUGGAUUUUCUCUGGAGCAGGCACCUGCUGUGAUGUGGGUUGACCUUUGUUUUGUUCACUCACUUGAAACACAAGGGGCAAGGAUGAAAAAGCAUCGUUUGCUUCACAGAGGUGGUGCUGCAUUGAUGCACAUGGAUCUGCUUUGUACUGGGAGUGGCUAGGUGCUUUUUGCUGGUUUGGUGGUGAAUACCCUUCUUGUAGGCAGAGCACUCUCUUUUGUGCCCUCUUUUAUUGAUAACGUUGUGUUUAUUGUGAGUUUUUCAGUAAAAUCAUGAUUCCCA